This is a messenger RNA of Necator americanus (New World hookworm), 471 nucleotides long. RefSeq lists its product as uncharacterized. The transcript has a single exon. Bases 1 to 471 code for a protein of 156 amino acids. The record is from RefSeq and is a predicted model, not a curated record. Lineage: Eukaryota; Metazoa; Nematoda; Chromadorea; Rhabditida; Ancylostomatidae.
AUGAUCAGCACCACUCAGCGCUCUGGCGACGCUCGCUGCAACUCUCAUGUUCGCUGUACGGGUAGCAUUUCUCCCAUUCCGAUGUCAUGCGUCACUACUCCUCAAUUCUCGUUCGUUCGUGUAGCUGCCCUACUGCCGCCGUGUGCAGUGCUGCGACGAGACGGAACACGUCACUGUUUCAACGUUUUAAUGUCUUCCUACGCCAUUCAUCCGAUCACUGCCUUGCUUUUCUGUCCGUGGCGGCGUCGGCCGGCGGUUCGCGCUGCCGCCGUCCCUAGAUGGUCGUCGCAGUACGGGUGGGAUGGGGUGAGGGGGGCGCAAAUCGAGUCGAUUCGCUUCGCCCUCGCCCCUCCUCGCCGGCUGCUGCUCUCUCACCGCUGGCGUUGUUUUGACGACCCUCCGCCGCCGCCGCCGCCGCUGCUGCUGACCGGCCCACCACCGACCGAUGGAUGGAUGCCAGGUGUUAGCUAG